Messenger RNA from Acipenser ruthenus (sterlet), 1909 nucleotides. Its product is annotated as serine protease 33-like. The transcript has 6 exons. Bases 181 to 1197 code for a protein of 338 amino acids. NCBI's taxonomy places the organism in Eukaryota, Metazoa, Chordata, Actinopteri, Acipenseriformes, Acipenseridae. Gene Ontology annotation, molecular function: serine-type endopeptidase activity. Gene Ontology annotation, biological process: proteolysis. The record is from RefSeq and is a predicted model, not a curated record.
GCAUACUUCAGGCGAUACUUGAGAUGCUUCAGAGCUCUUAAACACACACAGCAAAGCAGAGCUGCAUGAUCCUAUGCGCCUGCACCGUGUAGUCGGUCUGACAGACACAUAUAUAUAUAUAUAUAUAUAUAUACAUGUUGUGGUCAGUGCAAAGCGACGAGAUUGAGGGACUCAGACAAGAUGAGAGCGCUGUUCAGAACCGUUUGCUUCGCUAUAGGUCUUCUGAAAUGUCUGGGGGAAGCAGAAACGUUUGCCUGUGGCCGGAGAACAGUGGGAGCGAGUCGUAUCGUGGGGGGAAGUGAUGCGCAGAAAGGGGCGUGGCCCUGGCAGGUCAGCAUCAUGAAACAGGGCUUUCCCAUCUGCGGGGGAUCACUGAUCAACAAGAACUGGGUUCUCAGCGCAGCACACUGCUUCCAGAGUUCCAGCAAUGUGAAUCUCUUCACAGUGCGUCUGGGGGCCCUGUCUCUGAGCCAGCAGCAGGGUGUGGACAUGAGGUUGCUGCGCAUUGUUGUGAGACCCGGGUUCAAGUCCGCUGAGCAGGGAGGCGAUGCUGCCCUGUUACAGCUGGAGCAGCCCGCCCCCCUCUCCGAAACCAUCCUCCCAGUGUGCCUGCCCACCCCCUCCACCCCCUUCACAGCGGGACAGGAGUGCUGGGUGACUGGCUGGGGUAACAUCAAGGAGGGAGUGCCCCUGUCAGGCCCGCGCACUCUGCAGCAGGUCAUGGUCCCGCUGGUGGGCAGCGGGUCCUGUGACAUCAUGUACCACAUCGGCACCCCCAUCAGCAAGAGCGUGCCCAUCAUCCUACCAGACAUGAUCUGCGCGGGGUACCAGGAGGGGAGCAAGGACUCCUGUCAGGGCGACUCUGGGGGUCCCUUGGUGUGCUCCAGUCCAGACGGUUCGUGGAUCCUGGCCGGGAUUGUGAGUUGGGGGGAAGGCUGCGCCCUGCCCAAUCGACCGGGGGUGUACGCGCGCGUCACUUCCUUCCUGCCCUGGAUCCAGGAGACCCUGGGGCUGCCCGUCCAAACCACUUUCGGGUCGGGCACCAGCCUCGCCAGCAGCAGUCAGAACUCCCAGUCCAGUCUGAUCUCCGGGACUGUGUUCUCUCAAAUAAAACCAUCAAACUCCAAGGCUUUCUCUUUCAAACCCAGCACCUUGAGUCCGCUGGCACUGGCUGUAUUGACUUUGUUAGCGUUAUAAAAAAACAGGGAUGGAAAUACAGCUAUAAAGAGUAAUACAAGACCAGUGGAGUGAAAUUGAGAAACUGAGACCGCGUUUGUUAAGAGACAAUUGAACUAAUGUUGCUUCCCAACGUUGAAUGAAACCUGUUGAAUAAUAUUCGCCUCGCCACCUCAGUUUUAUAUGAAUUUAUCUGUGAUGUGUCGGGUGUCUCUCAUAACAUGCUUCUAAAUCUCUGGUGUCUCUCUCUAAUCAUGUUGAGUGUGUUUCUUUCUGUUUCAGAUUUUUAAAAAAAACCUGUAAUCAAUUGUACUGUGGACGCAUUUCUCAGCUGUGCUUGAGAGACACGAAUUGGCUCAACAGGGAUCAAUUCAAUACUUUAAAGGAGAGGAGAAAAAUCUGAGAAAAAUACAAAAAAAAUCACAAGCCCUAGUUAUGUUGUAGGUGUGACUGGACAUUAAAAACACAUUUUAUUAAAUGGCACACAGUUGCAGAAGCGGGUUCUGAAUUCAGCAAAACAGGCAGGUGUGUGAUCUGUGUUUUUAAUACUGGUUUUGAAAAUCCUGAUAAAUCAAACUGCACUCAUUGGCGGUUCUCUCAAAACUUCUGUGUUUCUAAUGCUUGUUUUGUCAAAUUUAUUGGCUGAUUAUCUACUUUGUAAGCAAGGUCAUUUCCAUACCAUUGUCUCGAUUAUAAACACUGUUUUUAAAACAUUAAAUGAAUCAUUUGCCUA